Molecule: messenger RNA, 1086 nt
Organism: Caenorhabditis bovis
Lineage: Eukaryota; Metazoa; Nematoda; Chromadorea; Rhabditida; Rhabditidae
Source: the annotation of a GenBank genome assembly
AUGAUUCCAAAUAUAGUCAUUAUUUUAUUUAUUUUAUUGCGUUUUGAAGUUUUUUGCAAAUAUCAAUGCAAAAAUUUAUUAGGAAAACCAGUAGAUUGGUUUGUGGUCUACAAACUUCCAAAAUUGCGCUCAACGACUAGUGGAAAAGAAUUCGUGUACAUUGACAAUGAAAAUCUCGAUUGGGUUAAAGCGGGAGACAUAAAUGACCCGAAAGGUGCCGUUGGAGCCACAAUUAGUCAAGUUUAUUCAUCAAAACCGAACGAUUUCUAUUUAAUGUAUAGUGAUGAUGAUCCGAUUGGCUCGGCAGAUUCGUAUCGCGGCCAUGCCAAAGGUGUGGCUCUUUUCGACAAAAAUACGGGCUUCUGGCUGAUUCACAGCGUUCCAAAUUUUCCUUCGUCGAAAAGCUACGCCUAUCCGAUCACCGCCGAGAAAUAUGGUCAAACGUUCUUCUGCGUUUCACUCGACACAAAUUAUCUUGAAGUCAUUGCGGACCAUUGGCGAUUUAUUCAAGCAUCGCCGUACGCGCAGAAUGGUCCCCAGGAUUUUUUGCUGCGUUUCCCGACGCUUCGCAAUGUGCUGGCGAGACAAUCGCUGCCGCGGUCAGCCACACGGUUUUGGACGUCAAGGCCAAUUAAAACGAUACGUGGUAUCACCCUAAUGUCCUAUGCAAAACAUAAAAAGUUCAAUGGAGAUAUUUGGAAUGACAUAAUUUCUCGUGAAAAUCAAAUGACAUUGGCUGUGGAGAGUUGGUUAAAUGGUAGCGGAGAGGAUCUUCGAACGACUUGCACCAAAAUUAGCCAGACACAUGAUGUCACGGAGAUGUCGGUUGUCGGUGAGAAAUUUUCGAGUUCCAAGGACCACUCAAAAUUCGCAGUUUCGUCAAACGUCAACAAUCCUAUUGUAUGCUUUGGUGAUUUGAACCGUCAGAAAUCUCAACUCGCCCGCGGCGGCGGCGCUCUCUGCAUUCAGGAUCGCAACCUCUGGGACCAUUUCUAUAAAUUUAUAACUCGUGUUGAACCGUGUAAAGCUUCGCAAUUUUUCUCAUUGUUACCAAUUGCAUUAGCCCUCCUCAUUUCCUUCUUCUAG